AUGGCCCCUCUUAGAGUAAUCAUUAUUGGCGGCGGCCUCGCAGGUGCUUGUCUAGCAAACGGCCUCAUCAACAAGUCCGAUGGUCAAAUCGACGUGACCGUCUUCGAACGCGACGAAGCUGGCUCAGAACGAGGAGGCUACCAAAUCCGUCUUGGAGCGCACGCACUCAUUGGCUUCAAAGCCUGUCUGACCGAAGAACAAUACAAAAACCUCCUCCCAUGUUUUGGCAAGUCUGGAGGCGUCGUGUCAUCUGCCCCCUGCAUCUUUAGUCCUUCUGACUUGAAGGUCUUGAUCGACUUGAGUAAAGCUCCAGUUUAUGAGAAGAGCGCUCCGAUUGCACGAACGAGACUUCGGAACUUUCUCCAGCAGCCAUUGCAGGAGAGGGACACCAUAAAGUUUGGUAGGAAGUAUGUUAGGUAUGAAGUACUUCGAGGAAAGGAAGCUGGCCAGAGCAGCAUCAGGGUUCACUUCAGCGACGAUACGUAUCACGACUGCGAUGUCCUCAUAUCUGCAGAGGGAAGCGGAAGUCGAAUAAACAAGCAGAUUGGACUGAACAACAUCAUCACCGAGGUGACGCCUGGACAUGGUGGCUACCUGGGCAAAUGUCAUCUACCCUGGUCUGUACUACAAACAUUACCGCGACAACUUUUAGAGAAGGGCACGAUAUAUACCGGUAACUCCAAAGCCAUGGUGUUUGCCGCUUUAUAUCUACCAGAAGCCUUGUCGUCUUCCAAAAACGAGCACAUGGAUAUCCUGAGACCCAAAGGCUAUGACGAGGAUGAAGCUUCCUUGUUCCUCGGAAUGGCAUGGACAACAGGUCCUGAAGCAGCAGAGCUACCUCAAGUCAAAGACAAGAAGGGGCUAAUGAAGAAGAAGCUCACAGAGGCUAGCUUCCAUCCUGACUUUCACAAGCUUGUCGAUGCUGUCGAUGAUGAGGCUAUCAUGACCACGCCUUGGCGAUACGCAAAGAACAACACCCCUGUUAAUUGGAGACAACAACUUCUGUCCAAGAGCGAGAAUAACUCAAAUCCAAGCAUUGCGAAUCCGCGUGUUUGGCUUAUCGGGGAUUCUAUCCACCCGAUGCUACCGUCUAGAGGAAUGGGAGCUAACAAUGCGAUCCACGAUACAGCUGAUGCACUUGGUCCACUACUCGAACUUGCGAAGUUGAAAAACGUAGAUGGAGAUGUGACUGAUGAGAAGGUGAGUGAGCAGUUGGCGGUGUAUGAGAAGGCUAUGAUGCCGAGAGCUUUGGAAUGGGUUAAGAAGAGCAGUAACCAACAGUUGCCUGACCUGGAUAGUCUGACUGGGCGUGGGAUAAUUAUUGGUCUGCAAGUGAUGCUGUUUGUAGUUAGUGGCUUCAUGAACUGUCUUAGGAUGUUUGGCUGGGAGCCGAAGGACGAUGCUCCUGAGCUUCACUGA
Molecule: messenger RNA, 1419 nt
Organism: Fusarium musae
Lineage: Eukaryota; Fungi; Ascomycota; Sordariomycetes; Hypocreales; Nectriaceae
Exons: 2
Coding region: 1-1419 (472 amino acids)
Molecular function (GO): FAD binding
Source: RefSeq, a predicted model, not a curated record